CCCCCACACACUCAUCCCUCCUUUCUUUCACUCCUUCCCCCUCUCUUCCAACUCCUCCUUCUCCCUCUCCGCCGCUAUUUCCAACAGCUGAUUUCCAGACCAGAGAGAGAGGAACACGGCGAGACCGCUCAGGUGUGGAGUCAGCUGCAGCAGAAGGAUUUAAAGCGGGCAGAAAUGCGCGGAGAGCGCUGCGAUCCGCACGCGUCCGUCAUGAAGAUCUGAGCUCCGCCGCCGUCCGCUCCGAGAGAUGGCUUUCCAUGGAUCCUCUCGGCCAACAGUGUGUGGUAACUUGUUCCCUGGAUCAGAGUUAGGCCACAAGUAUUUUUGUGUCAACACCACGACCGGCACUACCUCAACGGGUCUCAGCGCAACACCAAAUCCGACCGGACCCAACGCACCCGCUGGGACUCCCAGACACCCGGCGUCUCUCGGGGGCAGCGCAGGCGGAGGGGCAGCCAUCCCGCAACCUCACAGUAACCCAGCAAGUGAGGUACCAAGUCCUGCUGAAAUGGAGCCUGAUCGGCCCAUCGGUUAUGGUGCAUUUGGGGUGGUCUGGUCUGUGACGGACCCUCGGGAUGGGCGUAAGGUGGCUCUGAAGAAAAUGCCGAAUGUCUUCCAGAACCUGGUCUCCUGCAAACGUGUGUUCAGGGAACUCCGGAUGCUGUGUUUCUUUAAACAUGACAAUGUGCUGUCAGCCCUGGACAUUCUCCAACCUCCACAAAUCGACUGCUUUGAGGAGAUAUACGUGAUCACUGAGCUCAUGCAGAGUGACCUACAUAAAGUCAUCGUUUCCCCUCAGCCUCUCACCACCGAUCACAUCAAGGUGUUCCUCUACCAGAUACUCAGGGGCCUGAAGUACCUGCACUCUGCAGGCAUUCUGCACAGAGACAUCAAACCAGGGAACCUGCUGGUCAACAGCAACUGUCUGCUGAAGAUUUGUGACUUUGGCCUGGCGCGUGUGGAGGAGCCGGAUCCUUCUCGUCACAUGACCCAGGAGGUGGUGACGCAGUAUUACCGUGCUCCAGAGGUUCUGAUGGGAUGCCAGCAUUACACUUCAUCUAUAGACGUAUGGUCUGUAGGCUGCAUCUUCGCAGAGUUGCUGGGCAGACGUAUUCUCUUCCAGGCUCAGAGCCCCAUACAACAGUUGGAUCUGAUCACUGAUCUGCUCGGGACUCCUCCUCUUUCUGCCAUGGCAUCCGCGUGUGAAGGAGCACGAGCGCACAUUCUUAGAGGACCCCACAAACCACCCUCACUGUCUGUUCUGUACAUGCUCUCAGAUGGAGCAACACAUGAAGCUGUUCAUCUUUUGUGCCGCAUGCUAGUUUUUGAUCCAGCUAAGCGCAUCUCAGGCAGUGACGCUCUGUCUCAUCCGUAUUUGGAUGAGGGUCGUCUGCGGUACCACACCUGCAUGUGUAAGUGCUGUUACUCUGUGCCGAGCGGAAGGGUGUACACCCGAGACUUUGAGCCGCCUGCGGAUCGACCUUUCAGCCACAACUAUGAGCAGAGCAUGCACUCCGUCUGGCAGGGCAAAGAGCUCAUCCAUCGUUUUAUAACAGAGCACCAGCAAGGCAAACGAGUGCCUUUGUGCAUCAAUCCCCAGAGUGCAGCCUUCAAAACCUUCAUCAGAUCCACAGCCUGGCAUUCCUCAAAAGUAUCAAGGAAAGAAGAGAGAUGAGGGAUGAGGUGGAUUCUGGGAAAUGUGGAUCAUAGGAGCAAGCAUGCUUUGGAGAUGAAGAUGGAUCACAUGCUUUUGAAUUAACUCUCAGCACUCAUUCCAAUUCGACAUGGGAAUUUUAAGAAAAACACUUUUUUUUUUUUUUCCA
This is a messenger RNA of Cyprinus carpio (common carp), 1823 nucleotides long. It is a transcript of the gene nlk1, whose product is annotated as nemo-like kinase, type 1. Gene Ontology annotation, biological process: protein phosphorylation; intracellular signal transduction. Lineage: Eukaryota; Metazoa; Chordata; Actinopteri; Cypriniformes; Cyprinidae. The record is from RefSeq and is a predicted model, not a curated record. Gene Ontology annotation, molecular function: ATP binding; MAP kinase activity. Gene Ontology annotation, cellular component: nucleus; cytoplasm.